AAUAAGGCCCAACUUCUUCCCAAAACUACAUCUCUCAAAAUCAAAACACCACAAAACAGGCGCUAAAAGUCACAAGAAUGGAAGAAAGCUCCAAUUCUUCAGCAGAGGCCGUCAUCGAAACCCUAAGAACCAGAGGUUGGUGUUUCGGCGAUAUCCAGCAACUUAGAGCCCUAAUUGUCAUACACUCUGCUUUAGCCGAUGACAAGGAAACCAGUACGGUGGCCGAUUCGCUUGAACAGGACCUACUUAAUAUGGACCUUCGAUCCAUCGGAGGCAAGUCGUUGCCUGACCCGAUCCAAAAGCUAUCUCAUAUUCAAGGCCCCAAAAUCCUCCAGAUAUCUUCAGCUAGGGACAUAUCUAGAAGCAGCAUGGACGAUUUUUCUGAAAAUUCAAGCAGUGAGCGUCUACUAAGAUUAACUCUAACGGAUGGGCACUCUGAAAUAACUGCAAUAGAAUACUCGCAUAUACCAGCUAUCUCUAAUGAUGUAGUUCCUGGUACAAAGGUCCGUUUGGAGAAUAAAGUUGUGGUACAUAGUGGUAUAGUAUGUUUGAAUCCGAAAGUGAUUACAAUUUUAGGGGGUGUUGUUCAAUCACUUCAUGAAGAAUGGGAGAUGAAUAAAAAAUAUUCGGUGUUCUCCCGCUCAUCUGUAAGGCCACCACAAGAAAGUGAUGGUGGUGGUCCUCCUCCAUUUGAGAAGUUGCAGAUCAGGGCUCCUUCACAUCAGUUUGCUCAGCAUGGCAGAUUAUAUCAUGAUGACUCUCCAUCAACAUCAAAGACCAAUGAUCCUAGUACUAUGAAAGCCAUUGGAAUUGCUGAAGCGGGGUGGAAAAGUAAUCAGCAGACCCAUGAUCUAAUAAGAACAAAUAACUCGAAUAGUGUACAGGUGACUUCUGUUGAAGAAAGAACUGAAGAAAAGCCAAGUAGCUCCCAGGCACGACCGAAAGAAGCUGUUGAAUUGUUUCCUGUUCAGAAUCAAGCGGCUUCUCAAAAGCUUCUCCAGAAAAUGAGUAACCUUAAUCGAGAUAAACAACAUUCUAGAGGCCGAAAAAAUCGAGGUAAAGGAAGGCAAGAAGAGCCAGUAGUUUUUACCCUUGAUGAGUGGGAAAAGAGAAAAGGCGGGGUGAAUCUGUCAAUUAAAAAGGAGCUUCCUGAUACCAGUAAUGAUGAGGAUCUUGCAUGGCAGCUUCAAAACCAACUUGAUUUGGAAGAAUCUCAUGCUAGUGUACAAAGGGGAAUGCCUGAUUCAGCGUCAGAGAAUAUUAAAAUGAGCAUGUUUAAUUAUGAAAGAGAUGAUGAUAGGAUUCAUGGAAUGGAAAACAGAGGGAGAGGAAGGGGAAGGGGAAGGGGGAGAGGAAGAGGGAGAGGAAGAGGAGGGAGGGGUAUAGGGAGAUUUAAUUAACCUUUUGGCUCCUGUCCCUAGAACCAUUUAUCUAUAUGAUUUCUUCCUUGGUCAGGUACCUUCUUUUUCUUUAAAAUUUUUUAUUUUUAAACUUUUUUGUAUGUACAUCCUCAACUGUCAUAUACUUGCAUACUUUUAUUGGUCUAGCUUCAAAUACAAUUAGUGAAACUAAGAAUUUUCGCUUGGAAGAGUUGCCGGUUUGCACAAUCUGGAAAUCACCUAGUUGGGGGUCACAUUGUGAUGAGAUAUCUUUGUAUCAUAAGUUCGAAUUUGACAUUUAUGUAACAUCGUGAUUUCUCUUUUGGUAGUGGUGGAACCAGUAUAUUAGGUGGUCUCAUUUUUGUUCUGAAUUUGAGCUUAGUUCUUGAAAGUUUUGUGACAUAAACGUGUAGACCUCUGUGGUGGCACAAGAAAUGGUCAGUUGGGCUGUAUUAAAACAGUGCAAGUUAUGCAGCUAAGAACAUCUUUUAUAGAUUUGUUUA
Pistacia vera is the source of this 1882-nucleotide messenger RNA. Its product is annotated as tudor domain-containing protein 3. Lineage: Eukaryota; Viridiplantae; Streptophyta; Magnoliopsida; Sapindales; Anacardiaceae. The record is from RefSeq and is a predicted model, not a curated record. The coding region runs from base 78 to 1400 and encodes 440 amino acids. Gene Ontology annotation, cellular component: nucleus. The transcript has 6 exons.